GACUUGACUUCUACACCCCGACGACCUCCGGCCGAGGCGUUCGUGCCAAGACCGAGGUGGAGAAAGAUGAUCUCCUUUGCCUUGUGCCUUUGGAGGCCUGCCCAGGGCAUGAGCUUUGGCUGGAGCCGAGCGGCGAGGCGAACUCCGCCGCCGACGCGGUGCGCUCGGCGUUCGGCCCGGGUGUUCUGGGCUGCUCGCUGCUGCUGCUUCGGGAGCUUGGCCUGGGGAAGGACUCACUUCAGGUACCAUUCCUGGAGACGAUACCGCCAGAAAUGACGAAUCUGCCCUACCUGGAGGAGGAUGAACUCCGAUGGCUCGAGGGUACUACCCUGGCUGCCUUGGGUCACCUGGACCAGCACAGGGAGGAAGGCGGUCGCAUGCUGACUCCACAGCACUGGAGAGGGGCCCCAGAGGCCAGAAUGCAUUUCGAUCACACUCUGCUGCCUUUCCUAGAGCUGCACCACUGCUGGUGGCCGGAUCGGUCCUUCGAAUCUUUCCAACGAGCCUUGGGCGCCGUGCUCUCGCGUGGCUUCUUCUGUAACGGCCGUGGACCCUUCAUGGUUCCCUUCGCUGAUGCUUUCAACCACGCCACGCCGGGCACAAACCACUGCCACCUCGAGGGCUGUGCGGAAGAUGGCCUGGCCUUCGUGAUGCGUGGAGUCAAGGGAGCUGCCAGUGGGCAGGAGGUCUUCAACACGUACGGGCCCUUGUCCUCUGGUAGGCUCUUUGCAUCCUUCGGCUUUGUGGGUGCAGAAAACCCGCACGACUACAACGUGAUCAAGUUGGCAGAGCUGCUUCUGCAUCAACCUCAUAGCUUCGGAGACCCUCAACAAAGACUCGCCCAGGACACUCGGGCUGCUCGGGCGCUGCUGGCGUCUGUGCGGCGCGGCCGGGCGGCGCGCGCCGGCGUUCGUCAGAACGUGCGACGACACACAGGCGCAAGGGCCAUCCCCUCGGUGUACCGCCUGGCAUGCGCCGCCCUGCGGCACGCGGCGAGGCGCUUGGAAGAGAAGGUCUCCUCGUGCUUGUCAGCGACGGCCUCCGCCGAGUUGCGACUAAGACAAGUCGCAGCCUACCGGCGCUCAGAGGCAAAGUACCUCCGGUGCGUCGACCAUGCACUGACCAAGCGCCGUUUGCGUUGUUGGGCCUCGAAAGAU
Symbiodinium sp. CCMP2456 is the source of this 1157-nucleotide messenger RNA. The record is from the annotation of a GenBank genome assembly. NCBI's taxonomy places the organism in Eukaryota, Dinophyceae, Suessiales, Symbiodiniaceae.